CCUCUUACAACUUCAGUUGAUUCAGCCAAGCGGGUACCAACAGACGGGUCGACAGUUGGCCCCCAGCUAAACUGUUAUUUCCAAACUUCGGGGCUAAACUCAAACGUUUAAAUUCACCUCCGCCCGUCCCCGUUAAGUCCGAAAAAUUAAUCAAACCAAUUGUCGAAAAGUUGAAUUAAACCGUCAAAAUGGUCGCGAAAGACCCGAGGAAGGAGUUGGUGACGGAGUCGAUGAACCCGUACGAGAAACCGCCCAGUGUGACUACAAGACAGUCUAUUAGAAAUUUUCUUUAUAAUCCACAAACUGGUGCGAUUUUGGGAAGGACACCCAGUAGUUGGGGAAAAAUCGGUAUAUUCUACUUGAUCUUCUACGGAGUCCUCGCUGCCUUAGUCGCCAUCUGCUUUUUCAUAUUCUUCCAAACUCUGGAUCCAAGAGUUCCAAAGUGGCAGCUAGAAAGAUCCAUGAUUGGUACAAAUCCAGGAUUGGGAUUUAGGCCAAUGCCGCCAGAGGACAACGUCGAGAGUACGCUGAUCUGGUUCAAGGGCAGCAAUGCAACAAAUUACGAUUACUGGGUUACGUCGCUGAAAAAGUUUCUCGCGGACUACAAGAAGCCGGGUUCUUCCCCUGGUCGUGGUCAGAACGUCGUAAACUGUGAAGAUGGUAAAAAAAUAGCAUUUGGACAAGUCUGUGUGGUAAACGUGCGAGACUGGCAUCCCUGCACUGAGGAAAAUUUCUUCGGAUAUCACACCUCGAGUCCGUGCAUCUUCCUGAAGCUGAAUAAAAUUUACGGAUGGAUGCCAGAAUACUACAACAGCACUCAAGACCUUCCCAGAAAAAUGCCAGAGGAGCUGAAGGGAACGAUCCGUCAAUUAGUGCAACAAAACUCACUGCAAUUGAACACGAUAUGGGUCUCGUGUGAGGGAGAAAAUCCUGCUGAUCAGGAAAAUAUUGGACCUAUCAAGUACUAUCCAAAGCAGGGAUUCCCUGGUUACUAUUAUCCAUAUUUCCACAGUGACGGAUACCUCAGUCCCCUCGUUGCUGUCCAGUUCGAACGUCCGCGAGCGGGAAUUCUCAUCAAUGUCGAGUGCAAAGCUUGGGCCAGGAAUAUCAAGCACCACAGGAACGACAAAUUAGGCUCAGUACAUUUCGAGCUCUUGAUUGAUUAAUUCAAUCGCAGAGUUCAAUCAAACGUUCCUCAUCAUGCACUUUGUGAGAUUAAAGUCAAUUAAAAAAAAGAACAUGGGAAUCUCAAAGAAUCCUGGAAAUUGAGGUCUGAGGAAUGAACGCUAUUCACGCUAUUUUUUCCGAAGUGCCUUAUUUUUUAUGCCAACAUACUGUUAAGUGAACCAUCUCACCCAAAGUCUGAACAAAUAUCAAUCCUACUAGAGCCAAUUAUUGAAAUUUCAUCACCGAAACUGUCAGAGAAAUUGGAGCAGCUUUUAGAGAAUCUCAUCCUCAUACUGAAUCGAAAUUCAAUGAUAUUAAUUGUGUAAUUUAUAUACGUAUUGUCGUCACAUUAAUUGUAAAUACCUGAUGAAGGACAAAAAAUUUGAUAUGGAAUUUAUAACAAAUGGAGUCUAUUUAUGAUAUCAGCUGUGAAGUGGUACAACGCAACAAGUGGAUUCUCCGGUCUUGCUGGGGUGGAACUAUUUCGAUGAUGAACAGUUUUUGGAGAACAUUUAACAAUGAUUUUUUCACAUUUUUCUAUAAUGAAUGGUUUGCGCGAGGAAUGCACAAUUUUUUAAAAUGCAAAAAUGCAAAAUUUGUUGACGUUUUAUCACUUCACCACAGAAUUAACUUCGUUUUAUCUCUGAGUGAAUAGUUUGUAGUUUUUUCGAUAAUAUACAACGUAUUUGUCUUCUUGAAUAUCGUGUGUCACGAUUGAUCUGGUAGAUCUGUGAUUUGUACCAUACAUAUGAAACUCCCCGAAAAAAAAAUUGUGUUUUUAAAACUGAAACAGCGUCUUUGAAAUUAACACUCCAUGCACGUUUACAUAUGAGAAUAUAUAUCAUUUAUUAUUUAGGUAGAAAAUAUUGUUGCCGAUUUUUUGGAAUGGAAAUAAUAUUUUAAGAAAUAAAAAAAUCUACUGCCAUCGAAAAUUAUUGUUUGUA
This is a messenger RNA of Diachasma alloeum, 2111 nucleotides long. Its product is annotated as sodium/potassium-transporting ATPase subunit beta-2. The record is from RefSeq and is a predicted model, not a curated record. The transcript has 6 exons. Lineage: Eukaryota; Metazoa; Arthropoda; Insecta; Hymenoptera; Braconidae. The coding region runs from base 189 to 1166 and encodes 325 amino acids. Gene Ontology annotation, molecular function: ATPase activator activity. Gene Ontology annotation, cellular component: sodium:potassium-exchanging ATPase complex. Gene Ontology annotation, biological process: intracellular potassium ion homeostasis; intracellular sodium ion homeostasis; potassium ion import across plasma membrane.